Vidua macroura (Pin-tailed whydah) is the source of this 3680-nucleotide messenger RNA. RefSeq names its product solute carrier family 15 member 2 (gene SLC15A2). Bases 110 to 2317 code for a protein of 735 amino acids. NCBI's taxonomy places the organism in Eukaryota, Metazoa, Chordata, Aves, Passeriformes, Viduidae. The record is from RefSeq and is a predicted model, not a curated record. The transcript has 22 exons. Gene Ontology annotation, biological process: transmembrane transport; oligopeptide transport. Gene Ontology annotation, molecular function: dipeptide transmembrane transporter activity. Gene Ontology annotation, cellular component: membrane.
UUUCUGCCCUGGCUGCACAAAUGUGCUCAAUUAGGGUUAACUCAAACUGAAUCAAACUUCGUGCCUGAGGUUGGAAAUCUUCCCAGUCAACUCACCACAGCCACAUAGCAUGGUGGGAGACAAGGCGAGAGGGGAGAUGAACGCUUUUCAGAGAAACGAAUCCAAGGAAACUUUGUUCACUUUUAUUUCUGCAGGAGAUGAUCCCCCCAAAGGAGAUUACCCUCUUCAGAAAAAAUCUCCGAAACUCUGUGGCUCCAACUACCCCCUGAGCAUUGCCUUCAUUGUGGUAAACGAGUUCUGUGAGCGCUUCUCCUACUAUGGCAUGCGAGCUGUCCUGACACUGUAUUUCUUAAGUUUCUUCCACUGGGAUGAGAAUCUCUCCACUGCUGUGUACCAUGCCUUUUCCGCACUGUGUUAUUUCACACCUGUCAUUGGAGCCAUCAUGGCAGACUCGUGGCUGGGGAAAUACAAGACGAUCAUCUACCUCUCCAUUGUGUAUGUUGUUGGCCAUCUGAUAAAGUCAGUCGGUGCCAUUCCAUCCCUGGGCAACCAGGCAGUUCAUGUGGUCCUGUCUAUGGUUGGUCUGUUUUUGAUCGCCCUUGGAACAGGAGGUAUCAAGCCCUGUGUCUCUGCAUUUGGUGGGGACCAGUUUGAAGAGGAACAUACCUCAGAGAGAAGCAAGUUUUUUUCCAUCUUCUAUUUAUCCAUUAAUGCUGGAAGUUUGAUCUCCACGUUUGUAACUCCUGUAUUAAGAGGAGAUGUGAAAUGUUUUGGAGAGGAUUGCUAUGCACUGGCUUUUGGUGUCCCAGCGGCACUGAUGGUGUUGGCACUUGUUGUGUUCAUUGCUGGAAGUGGACUGUACAGAAAAACACCACCACAAGGAAAUGUCUUGCUGGAAGUGUGCAAAUGCAUUGGUUUUGCUCUUAAAAACCGGCUGAAAAACCGCUCCCGUGAGAUUCCAAAGAGAGAUCACUGGCUGGACUGGGCUUCAGAAAAAUACUCAAAACAGCUGAUUGGGGAGGUUAAAAUGGUGACUCGUGUUCUCUUCCUCUUCAUACCACUGCCAAUGUUCUGGGCCCUGUUUGAUCAGCAGGGAUCCAGGUGGACUUUGCAAGCCACAAAAAUGAAUGCUGAUUUUGGAAUAUAUGUCCUUCAACCUGACCAAAUGCAGUUCUUAAACCCACUUCUUAUUCUUGUCUUCAUCCCAAUUUUUGACCUUGGGCUCUACCCCCUGAUAAACAUGUGCAAAUUGAAUUUCACACCUAUUAGGAAAAUGGCAACAGGUAUGAUCCUUGCAGGGCUGGCAUUUGGACUUGCAGCUGUUAUAGAAGUCAAAAUAAAUGAAACCGAUAUGCCUCGACUUGUCCCAAAAGAAAGUUUAAUACGGGUCCUGAAUUUGGCCAAGAACCCUGUUCAAGUGACAAUCCAAGACAAGGACCUAUUUCAGCAGCCUGUGGAGUCUUUUCAGAACCCAGCUGAGUACUCAAAAUUAAUAUUGAAUGGAGAGCAACAGAGCCUUAACUUCACCCUGCAACAUCAAGGAUUGACUCUUGCUUUUAACUACACCGUGAAGGAAAAAUCAGUAUACAGCUUAAUUGUUUUUGAGGCAGAAGGAAGCCUAUCAAGCCGCUUAAUUACAGACUUGGAAGCAAAGCCAGAAAAUGGUUUGGCAGCUGUUAGAUUCAUUAAUGGUUUGAGCCAAGAUGUCAACCUCACCAUCGAUAGCAAAAGGUUCAUUGCUGUUCAGAAAAACUACAGUGCUUCUGAGUACUCACUGCUGGAGAGGGACAUAUAUAAUAAUGGAAAAUGCAUAACUGAAACAGGAGAGUUCCCCCUGGAGCUGGGGCUGCUUGACUUUGGUGCCUCAUACACCAUUGUGAUAACUAAUAUUUCUGGAGGUGCUGUUGAGAAGUGGAAGUCAGAAGACAUCAAAGCCAACAAUGUCCAUAUGGCCUGGCAGUUACCACAAUAUUUAUUGAUAUCUGCUGGGGAGGUGAUGUUCUCCAUUACGGGUCUGGCCUUCUCCUAUUCUCAGUCUCCAGCCAGCAUGAAGUCGGUGCUGCAGGCAGGCUGGCUGCUCACCGUGGCUGUGGGGAAUACCUUUGUGCUCAUUGUUGCUGAGGCUGCACCAAUGGCACAGUGGGCUGAAUUUGUCUUGUUCACUGUUCUCCUCUUUGCUGUGUGCAUUAUUUUCUCCAUCAUGGGAUAUUUCUAUGUCAGUGUGGAUCCAGAGGACCUAGAAGAAAAGGAAGAGAAGAGAGAGACCUCAAGCAGAGGAAACAUGAUUGGUCUUGUUACUCAGAAAACAAAGCUCUAACACAUCAUGGGUUGGGAUUUUUUUUUCAACUCAGUUAUGGGAAGGUGAAAGACGGGUGGGGACAGGGUUAUUUUAUUUUAGAGCAUUGCAGUCUUUGUUACUCAAAAUGUAACCACCUUAUAAAUGGGACCAAAUGGCCCUCUAUAAAAACAAUGGGGGUCCUGAAAUCAGAGCAAAACUCCCUGGGAAAGCUCCUCAGGUAUUAAAAGCCCUUAUUAGUAAUUACAGUGUAAUUUAAAACCUGCCCACCUUUUUAAGCAUGGAAUGCUUUCCUAUGAUUUUGCCUUAAAUGUAUAUUUAGGGCAGCAGGGAGGAAGGGUGGAAGGAAUGCCAUAUGAUACAAAAAUCUGGAAAUGUUACGAGAGAAGAAAGAGGAAAAACUACUGUAGGAAUUAGGGAAGAAUAGAUGUUAGCGACAGAAGGAUUUUUAAUGCUAUCAUCAAGGACUGUAAGGGUUACACACAAUCCCAGAGGAUAUCAUCAUGUAACUCUCCUUAUGAGUAUUUCAUCCCAUUAUUGCAUGUUAUGAAUGGUUGUGAUUUAUGAUUUUCACCUUCAGGCUCAGAAGUAAUAACAGGGAAUUAAAUUCUGCAGGCUAAAAUAUUCCCAAAACACUGCUGACGAAGACAAGCAUGCUACCACCUCUCCCAUUUUUUUCCCUACAAGUUUUUAGCAACUGAUGGUGUUCUUUGAUUAGACAUGAUUAGAGAAUUGGUUUAUGCUUUCUUAUUUCAGAAUUCCAAACAGUUAUUUGCCAUCUUCCUAUACAUUAAGGCUUUAUUGGGCAUUUCCUUUUACAGCACCUGUCACUGCAAGUUAGGAUAUGGCUGAUUUCUUAUCUCAUGCCUCAGUUAUUCCCCACUGGGAGACAAGUUGCAGUAGUUUCUAUAAAAUUCCAGGCAUCCCACAGUGAGUUAUUUACAAGGAUGCACUUUAUCAUUUUUUUAGUUUACAAGGGGAGACCAUGGCAUAUGAGAUUUUUCUUUUUCCUCCUUGUUUUUCUGUCUCAACCAGACUUUGGAUAUAGCAAUUUCAUUGGAAUUGUGAUAUAAUUGUCUGAUUUUCCUCAAUUGCGUGAAGCUGUGAUUUUAUGUUCUGCAUAGGAGUAAUUCAACCACUGCUGAUCUAGUAGAACUCCUGAGAGAGUCCUGCCUUCCUCUGUCACUUCAAGGCCACAGUUGUAACAGGUCUGGCCUAAUUUAAAACAAGGUUGUCAAUACGAUCUUCAGGUUCACAGAGAAUAUAUUUUAAAUUUGGCAUUGGCCAUAGGUGGUCGCUGAUACUUGGAUUCAGGAGAUCACAAAAUACAUGUUUAAUUCCUGUUCAGGACAGUGCUAGGAAAUACACUUAGUUUGACACCUCA